AUGGGGUCUCGGCAGGACCAGCCCGCCGUCAACGGGGAGCAAGGUGACGGCGCGGGGGCAGCCUACGUGCGGUACAGGGAGUGCCAGCGCAACCAUGCCAUCGGAAUCGGCCGCUACGCCGUCGACGGCUGCCAAGAGUUCACGGUGUUAAUGGGCGUCGACGAGGCUGCCAUGCUCCUCUGCGCGGCGUGUGGCUGCCACCGCAACUUCCACAGGCGCGAGGUCGUCAACGAGUUCGGCGUCGACUACCAUGCUCCCCGGACGCCCCCCGCCGACGAACAUCGCCGUUGA
Triticum turgidum subsp. durum (durum wheat) is the source of this 291-nucleotide messenger RNA. Lineage: Eukaryota; Viridiplantae; Streptophyta; Magnoliopsida; Poales; Poaceae. The record is from the annotation of a GenBank genome assembly.